UGUUUACGUCACGUUCUGACCAAGCAGCUUUGUGCACAUCAGGAGGGGAGGUGGUGGUGAGGGGGUGACAGCAGGCUCUUAUAAAUAAAGCCCCCUCAACCCCCUUGCAGCUGCAUGCACCCUGCCUGCCUGCAAAAGACAUUCCCUCCAUUUGAUGGCGUUUGCCUGAGAGAGAGCCGGCGUACAAGUCCGAAUCCCCUGCAUCGUGGAGUGACGGGAGAGGAGAGAGAACCGGUCCAAGGAGGUGAACGGGUUUGGCCGUGACGUAGCAGACGACGCCAGGCUCCUGCUGCAUGCUCUUCCAGUCCGGAGAGGGAGUGUUCCGUGUGGCUAAUUCGCGGAACAGAAGCUGUCAUUAGUACCAGCUCGGCUAAUUUAGCACCCCUGCUAAGCUAACCCACAAGCUAGGCUAUUAGCUCCCGCUGAAAAUGGAUAAAGCCAAGUCGAUGGUGGACAAGAAGGGGGCGUCGGGACCCUUCCAAGCCGGCCAGGGGAGCUGCAACGGGCACGUCAACGGCUGCGGCAACCCCGGGCUGGCUUCGGCGAGCGACAACAGCCACUACCACCACCAUCACCAUCAUGUCCACCGCGGCGGGGUUGACGCCGAGUGCAACAGCUCGCCGGCCAAGCGGAGCAGACUCCGGAGGAGGACGGAGUCCAUGAAGCGGCACAGACCCCCGUUCCCCUGGUUCGGGAUGGACAUCGGAGGCACGCUGGUCAAGCUGGUGUAUUUCGAGCCGGUCGAUAUCACAGCAGAAGAAGAGCAGGAGGAAGUGGAGAACCUCAAAUCCAUCCGCCGCUACCUCACCUCAAACGUGGCCUAUGGUAAGACGGGCGUGCGCGACGUCCACCUGGAGCUGAGGAACCUGACAAUGUGCGGCCGCAGGGGAAACCUGCACUUCAUCCGCUUCCCCACGCAGGGCAUGCCCCGCUUCAUCCAGAUGGGCCGCGACAAGAACUUCUCCAGCCUGCACACCACGCUCUGCGCCACCGGCGGCGGCGCAUACAAGUUUGAGGACGAGUUCCGCACCAUGGCCGACCUGGAGCUGCUGAAGCUGGACGAGCUGGACUGCCUGAUCCGGGGCCUGCUGUUUGUCGACCGGGUGGGCUUCAACGGCCACCCGGAGUGCUACUACUUCCAGAACCCCUCGGACACGCAGAGCUGCGUCAAGCAGCCCUGCACGCUGGACAACCCCUUCCCCAUGCUGCUGGUCAACAUCGGCUCCGGGGUGUCCAUCUUGGCCGUGUACUCCGAGGGCAACUACAAGCGAGUGACCGGGACCAGUCUGGGAGGUGGUACAUUCCUUGGCCUUUGCUGCCUGCUGACCGGCUGCGAGACGUUCGAGGAAGCUCUGGAGAUGGCCAGCAAAGGCGACUCCACCAAUGUGGACAAGCUGGUGAAGGACAUUUACGGGGGAGACUAUGAGCGCUUCGGCCUGCAGGGUUCCGCCGUGGCAUCCAGUUUUGGUCACAUGAUGAGCAAAGAGAAGCGCGAUACCAUCAGCAAGGAGGACCUGGCCCGAGCCAUGCUGGUCACCAUCACUAACAACAUCGGAUCCAUAGCACGCAUGUGUGCCGUCAACGAGAAAAUCGAACGUGUGGUUUUUGUCGGCAACUUCCUACGUAUCAACACGGUGUCCACCAAACUGCUGGCCUACGCCAUGGACUUCUGGUCCAAGGGACAACUACGAGCGCUCUUCCUGGAGCACGAGGGUUACUUUGGCGCCGUGGGUGCACUGAUGGAGCUGCUCAAGACGACGGAGGAGCCGUGAGUCACCAGUAUGCCACCUCCCCCCCUCCCUCCCUCAAUGCUGUGAUGUCAUCAACUCUCGCUGCUGCGAACGCCGCCGCCGCCCGGUUGCAAUGGCUGCGAAAAGGAACCGCCGAGACACACACAGGCGUGGCAAGUGGGAAAAGCCAUUAGGUUCUCGUGUAAAUAAGAAGAACUCGCUAGUAGAGGUUUGAAUAUUCUAAUCACUAAUUUAUGCUAAUUAACUCUGUCCUUGCCUGUGAGCCUACCCCCCGGUACAGUGUGUGUUUUUCACAAUGUGCGACGAGCUACUGUAGCAUCACGUCCUCAAGAGGGCGCCACCUGGGUGUAUUUCAUUCACGGUGCAGUUUUCCCACACACCCAACUCCUAAAGCAGUCCCAAGCUGCCCCCUUCAGGUCCUAAAGGAAACUGCACAUGGCCUUUUUUUUGUUGUUUCUCCUUUCACCGGACCGCCUCUGCAGGACCAGCGCCCUUGUCCCUGGCUUCAUUCUCACCUUUUGUGCUUCUUUGCCCCCUUGUCGUCCCCUUGCCCAGCCCUGUAACAUUCUUGAAUUAAUGGUGCCAUCUCCGGACCAAGACGCCCCCCUUCCUGUAGUCCUUCUAGAACAGGGGUGUCCAAAGUGCGGCCAGUAGCUAAUUGCAUGCUAAUAUUAGCAUGCUAGCUUUUUUUGUUCAUUUAGCAGGUAUACACCUCAGCGUCAAAUAUUUUGUUACUUGACGAAUAGUACCUGUUAGCAUGCUAACGCUGGUAUACACCUCAUAUUUUGGUACUUGAUGCAUGCUAACAUUAGCAGGCGGGCAUUUUUGUUAAUUUUGCACAAUGUGCAGGUAUAUACGGAGCCCCUAAAGGGACCCGGGGGGGGGGGGGAAUUUAAUAACUUUUUUUUUAUUUUUUUUUAUUUUUUAAGACAUGCAUGAGAAACUUUUUAUAAAGUUAUUAAAAAAAAAAAAAACAUUUUUUUUUAUUUGGCCGCGCACAUGAUACAUGUCUAAAAAAAUUUUUUUUUUUUUUUUUUUUUUUUUAUAACUUUAUAAAAAGUUGCUCGUCUCGUGCGCACGAGAUACAUGUAAAAAAUAUAUAUAUAGCCAUCCAUCCAUUUUCUACCGCUUAUUCCCUUCGGGGUCACGGGGGGC
Molecule: messenger RNA, 2906 nt
Organism: Nerophis lumbriciformis (worm pipefish)
Lineage: Eukaryota; Metazoa; Chordata; Actinopteri; Syngnathiformes; Syngnathidae
Gene: pank1a
Product: pantothenate kinase 1a
Biological process (GO): coenzyme A biosynthetic process
Cellular component (GO): cytosol; nucleus
Molecular function (GO): ATP binding; pantothenate kinase activity
Source: RefSeq, a predicted model, not a curated record